AAUUCAUUGUAUCAGAUUGAGACGGGAGGAAGCAGCGAGAGACUCGACUGGUCGGCGAAGCGACUCUGCCCGUGAAACACAGUAAACUUCGACUGCUAGCCACAUAAACUGCAGGGAUGGCAGCCAUCCGUAAGAAACUGGUGAUAGUGGGGGAUGGAGCUUGUGGAAAGACCUGCCUUCUGAUUGUCUUCAGCAAGGACCAGUUCCCUGAGGUCUACGUCCCCACUGUGUUUGAGAACUACGUGGCUGACAUAGAAGUGGACGGCAAACAGGUGGAGCUGGCUCUCUGGGACACAGCAGGUCAGGAGGACUACGACAGGCUGAGACCUCUCUCCUAUCCAGACACUGACGUCAUUCUCAUGUGCUUCUCCAUAGACAGCCCUGACAGCUUGGAAAACAUUCCAGAGAAGUGGACCCCAGAGGUCAAACACUUCUGUCCCAACGUUCCCAUCAUCCUGGUAGGAAACAAGAAAGACCUGCGCAACGACGAGCACACGCGCCGAGAGCUGGCCAAGAUGAAGCAGGAGCCAGUGAAGUCGGAGGAGGGCAGGGACAUGGCAGGCCGGAUUGCUGCAUUCGGCUACAUGGAGUGCUCUGCUAAGACCAAGGACGGCGUGCGAGAGGUGUUCGAGAUGGCCACCAGGGCAGCGCUGCAGGCCCGCCGUGGAAAGAAGAGCAAUAAAUGUGUACUGCUGUAAUAUGGCAGACAUAUUUGGACUGUUUUUACCCUGGGCUACUGUAUCCAGGGCUAGGGCUCGGGAGGGACAGAGGGAUUACUAGAUGGGAGAGGGAGGGAGGGGAAGCAAAGAGUGCAGUAAACGACUACCGCUGUAAAAUGGCUGUUUGUUGGACUGAAUUUACCCUGGGACUUGGGUUUGGGAAGCUUUGAUGGAGAGGGACGGGUGGGUGGAAGGAUGGAUGGGGGAGGAGGGAGCACAGUAAAUGACUACCGCUGUAAAACAUCAGGCUCUUUAGCUGUGGGCUAAAGCAAGCCACUUAACACUGAUACAGAUCAUUAGGGAUCCUGGUCCUUUCUAAAUAUCUAUCUGACUGGUAAAACCGAUAAAGUUGCUGGUAAAUUAUGGGAUGUUUUGGGUGACUGUUCAGUUUGGAAAACAAAGGUUUAGUGUCCUGCCUGGAUGACUUGACAGAAGGACAGGGGCAAACAGUAAAUAAGUACCACUAUUAAUGGCUUGUCCCUGGUAUUAUGGCUCGUGCGGUGUGUAGUGGGACAGGUGAAGGGAUGGGAAGAGUGAAGUGCAGUACUUGGGUUCUGUACUGUAUAGUACUGUAUACACCAAACCAGGGCAAAGCUUGCAGUUUUCAUAGUUCUACAGCUUAUUUGUUGUAAGCUGUAGUUACGUCGGCAGGUUAUCUGAACAGCUCCAAAAGUAGACAAAUCACCAGUAAAUUGUAUUAAUCAAGGGCUCCUUAAAAUGGUGCUUUAGACAGGUUUGAGAUCAGCUUGCAGUUCAAAUUAAGAGCAUUUAAAAAAAAAAUGUGUAUUUGUGUUUUAAAAUAAGGCAUUUAGAAAAGUUGAAUCCAGUGUUAAAGAAGUGGUCAGGUGCUGUCAGGUGCUCAGGUCUUAUGUGGUGUAUUAUCAGAGAGCUGCGUGCUCACAUGUCCUGCUCAGUGCCAUUUAGUCUCUCACUGUGGCUAAUCCUGUGCUUACAGACUCACAGUGACAAACACAUUGAGCCCUGCUCUUACAGAGAUGAUCUGUUCCAAUCACCUAAUACUGAAUGCUCUAUAUUAUUAUAAAAACUACAGCUACUAGUGUACAGUUUGAAUCGAAAGACAAUUGCCCUCAGUGAUGUUUUAAAGUAAAACUACUUACUGUGCAUAAUCAUCUGAUCUGUUAGACAAAGCGGCUCCAAUCACCACCUGUAUUCCAGCAGCUGCUUCCAAUAUUAGUUAUCUUACCACAGCAGUGUUGCAGGGGGCAGCGUAAACUUACUUCCAUAGGAGCAGCAUUGUGACGUCCUCAAUGGCCGCGCAAGACAUUCAAAUGAUCCACCUGCUGGUGAAUCUUUACUGUGGUUGGUUUGUCUACUUUAGGAGGUGAUCAGUUAUCACCUGAAGGUUCUUUUAAAAGUUCGUUCAUCAAAGAAUCAGUGGAAGCAGCAGGUGAACUGUGAUCACAGCAGCUUCCUGCCCUGCACAGUACAACCUGACCAAACUCUUCCUACGGCUCAGCUCCCAUCCCUUCCUGUUCCACAUCACUGACUGCUGGUGCUCAUCUUCCCCUGGUUUGAGACCAGGACAAAGAUAAAGGAGAGGAGAGUAUUGUGUUUACAUGCACACCACUGAUCUCCUUAUUUUGUGUGUGUGUGUAGGCAUGUGUAAAGGUCAAAUGUACAAUAACCAGAACUAGUUCAUGUUUGAGGAAAAUAAAGGUGCCUGGGAUGUUAUCCACCAUAUUUAGACAUGUCUGCCUUUAACUGGUUAACUGUUGGUACCUGCCAUCUGCAUAAACAGUUAAAUUUAGAAAGACAAACGUGACACGUGUGACAUGACCUUUUUAUCCAGAAUACUGUGCACGUAAAUACCAGAAUUGUCAGGUUGGGCAGCCUGAUAGAUUUUGGAGUACUACAUGCAGGUCAUCUGCAUCACUAACUAGCAGAGUGAGAACCUGCAUUAUGGUGGAAAUGUUUUCAUCUGGGGUAUUUUUGUCUGCUCUAUCAGGGUUUUUGAUUCUAAAAACGGUAAGAGUGGCCAGUCAUUUAUCAGCCACCAGCCUUUCCUGACUUUUCUGUGUUUUACUGCCAGAUUCAGGCUCUCUUGACAGUGUUUGACCCUCCUGUUCUUCUUCCUGGCCAACAGGGAGGACCCUGUUCCAGAAACCUAGUCUUGUGUUGUUGUUUUUACACUUUAUUUCCUUGCUUUUUAAAAGAAAAAUGUCAUAAAUAUGUUGUCUAUCAGUAUUUAAAAAUAGGAGGUGGAAGACUAGGGGACUGCUAAUGUGUCGUUGCUUUAGUUUAUUCUUCUUUUGUGCUUUUUUCUGAUGAUUUACUGUUGUGGUUUCGACCCAUCAAUCAUCCCUGCCAAAUGCUGUUGUUAGGCAGUCAGGAGAAAGGCUGGCCUCUCGGCUGCCUGUCUAGAGCGUCGCUAGGACCACAUGCGCUGGCUCUUUUUCUGUUUGUUUGUUUUGAACACAAACUUGGCUGAAAUGACUAAAGGAAAAAAAAAAAACUUAGUCUCCUUAUUAUGUACAAAAUCAUUUUUAUUUCUUGUUUUUAUUGUAUUUUUAAAUCAUAAUUUGGAUGCUGAAGCAGUCAUGUUAACAAAGGAACAGGAAAACCAAGCUGUAUGCAAAGUCUGUAAAUAUGAAAUGUGGGUUUGUUCAUACUAGACUAUACACACGCACAGGACUGGAAAUUGUAUUUGUAAACUAGCUUUGGUUUGUGUAAUAAAUUACUUUCUAUAACAA
Molecule: messenger RNA, 3430 nt
Organism: Thunnus maccoyii (southern bluefin tuna)
Lineage: Eukaryota; Metazoa; Chordata; Actinopteri; Scombriformes; Scombridae
Gene: rhoab
Product: ras homolog gene family, member Ab
Exons: 5
Coding region: 117-698 (193 amino acids)
Biological process (GO): stress fiber assembly; cell migration; small GTPase-mediated signal transduction
Cellular component (GO): cleavage furrow; dendritic spine
Molecular function (GO): GTPase activity; GTP binding
Source: RefSeq, a predicted model, not a curated record